Molecule: messenger RNA, 528 nt
Organism: Aegilops tauschii subsp. strangulata
Lineage: Eukaryota; Viridiplantae; Streptophyta; Magnoliopsida; Poales; Poaceae
Source: RefSeq, a predicted model, not a curated record
AUGGCAUAUGGUGUUCCGACAGAUUACAUUGAUGACAACUUGGCGAUGGCAGAGAGCACUUCUAUCUUCUAUGUCAAGCAAUUUGCAAUAACUAUGGUAGAAGUGUUCGGUCCACAGUAUUUGGGAGCACCCAAUGCUCAGGACACUCAGAGGCUUUUGGAGAUGAACAAAGCUCAAGGGUUUCCAGGUAUGCUCGGUUCUUGCAACGACAUCAGCGUGCUCGACCGGUCACCUCUCUUUGCCAACUUAGCAAAUGGAGAAGCACCACCGGUGACCUUCGAAGCAAAUGGCCGCACCUACAACUAUGGGUACUAUCUUGCAGAUGGGAUCUACCCGAGGUGGAGUAUAUUCGUCAAGCCGGUUGCAAAACCUGAAGAGGAGCGCAUCAGACGUUUCAUGGAGGUGUACAGCGAAAUUAGAGACAACGAUGUGCAUGACCUAACUCCAGAAAGAUUUGAUGGAAGAGCAUUGGAAAUGGCAUGGCGAAAGAUCCGCAUAGAUUCAUUAUUUUGGCUGGACAGCGGCUGA